Anguilla anguilla (European eel) is the source of this 1468-nucleotide messenger RNA. Its product is annotated as RNA guanine-N7 methyltransferase activating subunit-like. Bases 270 to 605 code for a protein of 111 amino acids. NCBI's taxonomy places the organism in Eukaryota, Metazoa, Chordata, Actinopteri, Anguilliformes, Anguillidae. The transcript has 3 exons. Gene Ontology annotation, biological process: RNA 5'-cap (guanine-N7)-methylation. Gene Ontology annotation, molecular function: RNA binding. The record is from RefSeq and is a predicted model, not a curated record.
UGCGCAACUCAAAUUACCCUAGUUGCUUUUAAUUAACAACUCUUAGAUAUGAUUGGGCUAAUUAAAUAAUUAAGCAUAAAUCGACACAAAAUCCUAAAAAGGAUCAGCCCUUUUUGUGCACCCCUGGGCAGAAUAAUUUCGGCAGGAAUAUGUUUCCGGAACCAAUUUUACAAUUCUGAGUGGGGAACUAAUAUGUCGUUGCACUGCAAUGUGGAUACAAGUUACAAGCUACUGCUAACAACACUUGCAGACUACACCGGAUUUCUUGAAUGUCAAAUUCUCCCGAGCCUUCUCCCAAUUACGAAGAACAGUUUGCUCACCGGUUUACUGCAGACGAUAAACAAUAUCAGGAAUACCUCCAGCGCUCUUCAAAUCCACCCCCGAUGGUGGAAGAUUGGAGAGUUCGUGGGGGUGGGCACCAGCGCGGCAGAGACAAUCGCUUCCAGGAGCAUCGCCCGUUCAGAGGGCGUGACCGUGGGCGUGGCUGGGGUUGGUCAGGGGAACAGCGGAACUCUUCUCAUUGGCAGGACCGCCGGUGGGGCUCAGGCAGUGGGGGGUAUGACCAGGGAUACAAUUCCUACAACCAGAGACCACGCAACUACUAGAGAUGUGUUUCACCCUAUUUUUGUACAGUCUAUGGUUUCACCCCAUUGAUAUUCAAAUAUUCUACUGCUCCCAAAAAAUAAUAUUUCAACCAGUCUUGUGUGAAUGCCUUAAAGCAAGGAUAUCUGCAUUCACCUGCAUUUUCAGGAUGGAAAGUGAGCGAUUUAUCUGAGAUGAAUGACCUGCUAUUUCAUACUGGGCUCUUAUGGGCUCCUUCACUAAUAUCAGCAAAGAAUAAAAACUUGAUUUCUUUAUUUUGUAUUUUUUUUGUAAUAUACAGGCAUUUUGGACUAACAGGUUAUGUCAUGGUCAAAUCAUUUCGUCUCACUAUUAGUAAUUUUCUCUGAAUGCUUCUUGUAUUAGCAUCCCCAGAACCCAGAAAUGCUAGCCUAUAGAAAUUUCAUGUUUGUCUGCUUAAGUUAUGGAUGAAAGUAUUUUUGCAUCUUUAACUGAACUAUAAUGGGAAUGUAUUGAGAUCACUGUCUUUCAGUAGUGUUGCCUGUUACACAGUCAGUGUUGGGGGCAAGUGUGGGGAUCAGAUGUAGACGUCAGAUGUGGAUCAAAAGUCCUUCAAGGAGCAGUGUUUCAUAAACAGUCUUUUUUACUUGUUUUAGGGAUGUGAUUCUAACUGUGCUUCUCUUCAUUUGAUAUCAUUUGUUGUACCGAGACAAGGUUAUUUGGAGCCAUAGUAUUUGUGCUGUGAAAGAGCUGUGCUGCAUUACUGACUUUUUACUUUCUUUAAAGCUUUUCAGUUUGUUUCCUCAUUUAAUGCGAGGAAAUGAGGUAGCUGUUCUGAUUCCACGUCAAUGCUGUCAUUCAGCAGGCCUGAAUAUGCCCAUGCAAAAUAAAUUAACCUUAAAAUUAA